AUGAACAACGUAGGCAUGGCAAAUAUGAAUGCCAUGGCGGGGCCCGUAGGCGGACCUAUGCCGAUGGCCAUGAACAACGGCGCGAUGCCCGGCGCGCAACACAUGCAGCAGCAGCAGAUGAGCCAAAAGUCCAUGUUGAACACCUACAUCUACGACUAUUUCCUCAAGGAGAACAUGCAUGACCUGGCCCGCAGUAUACUCAGCUACGACCCGAGCAUCAUCACCUUGCCCAAGGACAGUCCUGGGCGCCGCCGCGAUGAAGGCGGUCUGGGCGGCGACGACGCCAUGGACACGGAUAGCAAGGACGAGCUUGAGAAGCGGCCGAGCGACCUUCCCGCAGCGAACGUCCCGGCAACCUCGGACUCGUGUUUCCUAUACGAGUGGUUCGCUCUUUUCUGGGACAUGCUGAACGGUCAUCGCGGAAAGCCUGGUGGCAACUCACAGGUGAACCAGUACAUCCACCACACACAGCAGCAGAACCGAUUGAAGCAGAGCCAGCAGCAGGAGAUGCUGCGGCAGAUGCGCCCUGAGAUGCAGUUCAACCCCGCCGCCAUGAUACGGACUAUGCCCAACGGCAUGCAGAUGGCCGCCGCCAACAAGAACAACCUGGCCAGGACGGCCAUGGCCAACAACCAGAACAACCCGCAAGCCAUGGCCCUGAUGCAGCAGCAGGCCAAGCAAAACCAGAUGCAGCGCGAGCCCUCGGACAUGGAGGGCAACCGCCGGCCAGCUUCCCCCGGAUCGACAGACAACGCGCCCUCCCCCAAGAGGGCGCGUCUCGACGGCAACGCGCCGUUCAACGGCCAGCAGGCGGGCAUGAUGCCCAAUGGACGGCCCCAACAGCAGGGAAUGCCGGGACAACAGGUGGGCAAUGGCCCCGUGAACAUGAAUAGCAGUCAAGUAGCUCGAGUACAAGCGGCCACCCAGCUACUGAUUGCGCACGACAUCGAUCCAAAGUCGCUGACUCCUGAGAAGUUCCAGAAUUUCGCGAAUCAACCGCCAAACACCCAGAAGGCGUCGAUCCAGAGCUAUUCUCAGAACCUGCAGCAGCACCAUGGCCAGCAGAUGCCUAAUAAGGGGAUGGCCCAGCCCGGCAACCCCCAGGGCCAAGGUUCUCCAAUGAUGCCGCAACCGAACCCCGCCGAUAUCAGCACCAUGUAUAAUACGAACGACUUUGCCCCGGGAGGCAUGCGUCCCGGCCCGGCCAACGGUCAAGGCGGUGGCAGCAACCAUGCUCUGCAAGACUACCAGAUGCAGCUGAUGCUUUUGGAGCAGCAGAACAAGAAGCGUCUCAUGAUGGCCCGGCAAGAGCAGGACAGCAUGGGUGGCAUGCAGCCUCGCGCUGACGGACCUGCCGGCCCAGGUGGUCCUGGUGGUCCCGGAGGCCCUGCUGGCCCCAACGGCCAGCCCUUCCCCGACGCUUCACCUCAGGGAGUAAGAACCGGCGCUUCGCCGAACCCGAGUGAGCAGAUGAAGCGGGGCACGCCGCAGAUGGGCCCUGCCGGCAUCCCGUCGCCGCUACCUGAAGGCGCCCAGUCCCGGGGCUCUCCGAACCCCAUGGGCUUCAUGCCAGGCGCCAACAUGGAUCCCAACAUGGCAGGCAACCCACAGUUUUUCAAGGGUAUGAACGGCAUGGACGGCGGCAUGGCACAGAUGAACGGAGGUGCUAUGCGCCCCCCUAGCUCGCACCCCCAGCCCUUCAACGGUCAGAUGACGCCUCAAAUGAUGGCCGCCAGACAACAGGGCGGGCAAGGCGCGCCGAACCAAAUGCAAUGGCAGGGCGGCCCCAACGGUGCCAUGGUUCCCCAGGGACCCCAAGGCCCGUCCCAGGGCACACCGCAACAAAGAGCAAUGCCCCCGCCGUCAGCACCAGGUGCCGGCGCCAACGCCGCCAACGGCCGGGCACAGCCCGCAUCGCCGGCGCCGAGCAAUGCGGCGCCACCAACGCCCCAGCAAGCUAACAAGGCCGCCCCCAAGAAGAAGGACAGCAAGGCCGCUAAGAGCAAGGCUGCGGCGCAAAAGAAGACCAAUGCAACAACUGGCGCCACCCCAGCAGCAGACGCUUCACAGGAUUCAGAACCGACGCCCGCGACACCCAUUACCCCGGCCAACUCGGCGAGCUUUGGCAAGAACGGACAAGGAGCCGCAAACGCUCCGCCGGUCCCCAACGCGCAGACGUCGGCGCCUCCUGCGCCUACGGCCCCCGUGGCCCCCCCGGCCCAUGCCGACCCCUCAGCUGGUUUUGGUAUGGACAAUGGCAGCAUGAACAUGGACUUUGGUCUCGACUUCGCCAACCCCAUGAAUUCAGACAAUGUGCUCCAGGACUUCGACUUCGACUCGUUCCUUCACGAUGGUGAUGGCGGAGAGACCACAUUCGACUUUAACCCCACGACGUUUGAUAUGCAAGGCACAGGCGAGAUCACAACCGAGUAG
This is a messenger RNA of Neoarthrinium moseri, 2433 nucleotides long. RefSeq lists its product as uncharacterized. The transcript is spliced from 5 exons. The record is from RefSeq and is a predicted model, not a curated record. The coding region runs from base 1 to 2433 and encodes 810 amino acids. NCBI's taxonomy places the organism in Eukaryota, Fungi, Ascomycota, Sordariomycetes, Amphisphaeriales, Apiosporaceae.